CAUCGGAAAAGUGAUAAAUGGCACACAAAAUGGCGAAAUACGCCAGAAAAAAACAUGGAACAGAGUAACUGAGUGCGCUGGUGACCUCGAGUCAAGAUGUAAUGAUUUAAGUGAUAUUGAAGAAUUUUUUUUUUCCAUUGGUCAUCUUUCACCCCCGUCUCCUUUAUUCGACAGAGAAGCAGAAUUAACGCAAAUCAGGAUGGUGAACACAACAGACGAAGGCGCAGAGGGGAUGAAAAGAACUCCUUUAAUGAGGAGGCAUACGAUCGAGGUCCAGCCUCCACACGACCACAAGCUCGAGGACCUAGGCCUAUGCGUUUCCAGGGCCUUCUCCGACGAUGCCUGGGCCGGUGGGAACGACUCAGAUUCUGCAGCCGACGGAGGGCAACGGCCUUCUACGACGUCCUUCAGUGGUAAGAUCUCAAGUCCUGAAGGUGGAACCAAGGAGGGGAUCAAGGAAUUUGGACCACGAAUUGCUUGGUGUAACGAACCUGAUGGGGACUUACAAGUCGAGGGCUUACAGGCUUCGAUUAAACCUCCGAAGCAGAAGAGUCUAAGGCGCCCAAAGAGUUGCGUAACUCCCGUGCCUUCAGCAGCCGUUGUCAGUGACGUGCCAACAGUAAUAACAGACCUCCCUGAGAAAUCUGAGGCGUGGACCAAAUCACCGGAGAAGGAAAUUUCAAGGACUUCAUCGCCUUCAGGGAAGGAGCUUCCGUCAGGGGAGCUGCCAGCAGCAGAAGAGCCUCUGGCAGAACAACCUCUACCUGAGCCAGCAACAGAAGCGCCGAAGAAAAGCGCACCAUUUAGUAGCAACGAAAUAUUAGACCGAAUUGCCGCCAAAGUCUGUCGAUCCCAGUCUUCCCCGGAUAUCUAUGGACAAAACCAGAAGAGGAAAAUUAAAUCGGCCAGCUUGGACGAGGAGAAAAGUGACGUCAUCACAUCAUUUGAGCCGUACGAUGGCCUGCUGAUUCACAGGGCCACUUUCUUCUCUCCACUGCCUAGAAGAGAUACGUCGUCAUCCUUAGGCCAUGAGGAUGAAGAUGAAGUGAAGGAGACGGACAAAACCUCCAAACUUCUUGGGUAUAGGCCUAAAAACGGCUAUUAUUUCAUGCCAUUUAGUAAACUCUUCACAAAGCCCAAAAGCGCUAGGUCUAGGCAUUCGUCGAAAUCAUCUUCUCAAGGCGACCCUGAACUGGGCGUAGCGAAUUCUUUGCAGCAGUUUAACGAAGCGGAAAAGGACAUCAUCAAAAAGACGAGAAGCGCCCUCAAGCAAAGAAUCUCUUCCGCAAACAAGAAGAGACUCAACAGCGCCAACAAGAAGAAGAUUCAAUUGAAUAUCGUCGUCAACGCGAAGACGGAGACCGAUGAAAGCCUUCCUUGCUCCGACAACGACGAAACGACCAGCGUCCAAAGGCCGAGUUCGACGUCGAUCGCGGACCUGGGCAAGAAGAAGAAAGCCAAGAAGGCGAAGCACAGGGAGCGCAGCGUCCCGGCGGAGUUGCUCAGGUCGAAGCUCGGCGCAACCAGGGAAAAGAAAACCUUCAAAGUGAAAGCGGAGAAGAAAAAGCAGAGCAAGACGGUGAAAAGACCCAAAAACAAGAAGGAAAUCCCGACGAUGAUGUCAGAGAUCUCACCCGUGGGAAGCGACGUCGAGAACGACAACGACUUCGAAAGAUACGAGAACCUUCAUGAGUUCUCGGGUGCGCUGCGCAAUUCCAAAAACAGACCCUACUACAGCUGCGACUAUUACGGCGAGGAGGAUCGCGGCUUCGCGCCGGCCAGGGGCGGCUUCCUUCAGACGAUCAUCAGUGAGGCGAACGUUUACAAGCCGGUCAGCAGGACGUGGAAAGGAAACAAGAUGCAUCUGGAAGUGAGGAUUCGGACUCACCAGUCGGACUCCUCCUCGGGCGAGGAGGGCAAUGAGGAGGGGGAGGAGGAAGGGGACGGCGAGGAACAGGGGAGAAUGGAAGAGGAGAAAAGGAGGUGGGCAAGAAGGGGUCGACUCUCGAAGCAGAACAAGAUCGAAAGUCCUUCAUCGGCAGGGUCUCCCGCUGAGGGGAAGACAAUGGGAGGGUUGCUGCUCCCUGGCCCCCGUCGGCGUCAAACGGCGAAUAGGUUGUCCUCCAGCACGCUCUCUCCGGCAGCCCUUAGAGCCAAGGAGAGGGAGAAGCUUCGCCAGAUACUCGAGGUUUGCACCGCCAAGGUCGAAGAGUCGAAGACGUUAAUGCGUAAACUUGGGUCGAACGGAGUGUGGGUCUCGCUCGAUACUCUACAGAGGGGACUGAUGACGCCUACAGAGUACCGCGUUUACCAAGACUAUCUGAAGUCCCUGGAGCCCGCCAGGGCCCAGCGCAAGGAGGGAACUUCUCCUCCCCCUUCAGCGCCUACUCAGCAUAGGACUAGGAGUAUCCUUUCUCCUUUCAGGAGAUGAGGACGGCGGGAUAUGACGUCCUCAGGUAAUGGGGGUUUCUAUCGUAGGGCAACUGAGCAGCAACAACUGUUCCAUCUUUACUAUUUUCAUCUUCAGGGAUUUUGAAAGACAAUACACAAGUGUUAAUAUUUGAAUUUUAAGUUUCUUGUACUCGGAUGACUUACAUCAGUGAAACUUGUCAAGGACUAUUCUCAGUCUGAUGGCCAACGUCGGUUUGAAUCCACGAAGUUAAGACAAUUACUUAAUCUAUGUCCUUUUAGGAUGUCAAGGUUUUCAGCAUAAAUCGCAUCCAGAAAUAUUAGGAAAUACUACAAAAUGACUUAACAAACAGAUUUAAGUUAGUGAAAAUGAGGCGUGAUCCGACCUCUAGCUUACUCAGGACGCGUGCAAGAUUUUCCCCUUACGCACAAGUUGUGAACAUAUUUCUAACUUGACUUGAAUUAAAACAUGCUAAAAUCUAUGGUUAAAUAUAGCCUUGUUUCACCAAGGAAAAUUAAAAUAAAUACGCUAUAUUUCCUUGGAAAUCAUUUUUCUGUACUGUUUAACAUUCACAUUUUUUAUUUUUUACAUUUUCACUCUGAUAAAUAAAUCAUAAAUAUCCUUUCCUAAGAUUCCUGUCUCUUUAACUCGACGCAAAACACCUUUUUCAGACCUUUUACGACUUUCCCAUAGACCUUUCCUAACCUUCCGACAAGAUCAAUAACAACAAAAACAACGAAGUAAUUUGUGGGCUUACUGCCCGAGUAAGCAAAAAUAUCUUGUGAUUUGUGGCGUGAACUGGAUCAUUUCAGUCAGUUUCAAUGUCUUUUGUAUUUAAUGUAAUAAGUGGUAGAUAAGCUAACCUCAAGAAUUGUACUUCAUGAGACAUAUCAUUAGAUUUUAUACGUUUAUACGAAACGUACUUU
Messenger RNA from Macrobrachium nipponense, 3336 nucleotides. RefSeq lists its product as uncharacterized. Bases 200 to 2431 code for a protein of 743 amino acids. The record is from RefSeq and is a predicted model, not a curated record. Lineage: Eukaryota; Metazoa; Arthropoda; Malacostraca; Decapoda; Palaemonidae. The transcript is spliced from 6 exons.